Caretta caretta (loggerhead turtle) is the source of this 4601-nucleotide messenger RNA. It is a transcript of the gene HDX, whose product is annotated as highly divergent homeobox. Gene Ontology annotation, molecular function: RNA polymerase II cis-regulatory region sequence-specific DNA binding; DNA-binding transcription factor activity, RNA polymerase II-specific. The record is from RefSeq and is a predicted model, not a curated record. Gene Ontology annotation, biological process: regulation of transcription by RNA polymerase II. Lineage: Eukaryota; Metazoa; Chordata; Testudines; Cheloniidae.
CCUUCCGCCCGUCUGUGCCCCGCCUCUUCCCUGGGCCUCGCGCUCCGAUCCCGAGCUGGGCGGGGCUGUUUCCUGAGGCAGGCAGCCACCCAUCGCAGCAGCGCGGCUGUUCCUUGUACUGGCCUCCCCUCCCACCUCAGGCGGGCUGUUCUCUGUACCAGGCGCUCCCCCUGGCGGGAGGGGCGGGGGCAAGGACUGUCCCGGCCGGCGCUGAUCUUAGGCUGCCAUUGGCCGCUGUCUGCGCUGACGUCACGAUCAUGAUGAGAAUUAAUGAUCGGAGGCGCUGAUUUCAUUGUGUGACGCCGGGACCGACCCAGCCGAAACCGGCUGAAUCCGGAGCCCCCCGGACCAACUCCGCCCGCCCCGCAGAGCACGGGCUGGAUCCUGCAUUCCUUGGGCAACCAAAACCUCCAAAUGAAUCUGCGUUCUGUAUUUACUGUAGAACAACAAAGGAUAUUACAGCGUUAUUAUGAAAAUGGAAUGACAAAUCAAAGUAAAAAUUGCUUUCAGCUCAUAUUACAGUGUGCACAAGAAACUAAGCUGGACUUCAGUGUAGUCAGGACUUGGGUUGGCAAUAAAAGAAGAAAGAUGAGCAGCAAGAAUGUUGCAGAAUCUGGAGGCACCCCACCAAGGACUGUUCCUAGCACCCCUACAGUGCCUCCAGAAGUAGCAGUCAGAAAUGUGGUAAACAUUGCUCGAUCCCAAAGCCAGCAGUCUUCUUGGACAUCAUCUAACAAUGAUGUAAUAGUAACUGGUAUAUAUAGCCCAGCUAGUUCAUCCAGCAGGCAGGGAUCCACAAAACAGACUAAUACUUCAAUGACUGAGAUACAUAAAAACUCUAUUCAGAGACCACCUGGAAAAAGUGAUACAGAAUUUCAGCAGCAGCAUAUCCCUGUAGGACGACAAGCACCACAUUGUAAAGGUGCUUCGCUGCUCCUGGGGGAAAAAACUAUUAUUUUGUCAAGACAAACAAGUGUGUUGAAUUCUGCAAACUCCAUAUACAAUCAUACUAAGAAAAAUUAUGGUGGUUCAUCAGUCCAGACUGCAGAGUUGGUGUUACCUCAAAAGCCAAUAAUAUGCCACAGGCCAUGUAAAGCUGAACCAGUGGGGAGUCAAAGAUUACACAAAACAGAACACACAGCCCUUGCAUCACACAUCCCAUCUGGACAAAGAGCCAAUGUUCGAGACCCUUCUUGUAGCACACAAAACUUGGAAAUUCGUGAAGUUUUUUCCUUAGCAGUUACCAAUCAACCUCAAAGAAUUAUGGGAGGAAAUACAACACAGAAGCCUUGUUCAGUCGAAGGCAGUUGCCUGUCCAUUGCAAUGGAAACAGGAGAUGCUGAUGAUGAAUAUGCUAGAGAAGAAGAGCUUGCAUCUAUGGGAGCACAAAUACAAAGUUAUUCAAGAUUUUGUGAAAAUAGCAGUUCCCUUCGAGUGGAGAACCAAAGCACAGCUUUGUCUGGACCAGGCAGAAAUGUGAGCUGCAGUUCACAGAUGGUGAAUGCCAGGGACUUGCCUGACAAUAUAUUAUAUCAUAACAGAGACUAUCGCUUGCCUCCACGGACCUCAUUACAUACACCAUCCAGUACACUGUAUAGUAGUGCUAAUCCAUCAAGAAGUAACUUUUCUCCUCAUUUUACAUCUUCAAAUCAAUUGAGGCUGUCACAAAACCAAAACAACUACCAGAUUUCAGGAAACCUCACUGUGCCUUGGAUUACAGGGUGUUCCAGAAAAAGAGCACUACAGGACCGCACACAGUUUAGUGACCGAGAUUUAGCUACUCUCAAGAAAUACUGGGACAAUGGCAUGACCAGCCUGGGCUCAGUCUGCAGAGAAAAAAUUGAAGCUGUUGCUGCAGAAUUAAAUGUUGACUGUGAAAUAGUGCGGACUUGGAUUGGGAAUCGAAGACGAAAAUAUCGUUUAAUGGGGAUUGAAGUCCCACCCCCUAGAGGAGGCCCUGCUGAUUUCUGUGACCAUUCUGAAUCUGGUGCUAAAUCAGCACUUACUCCAGGAGAGGAAACUGCUACUGAAGUGGGAGAUGAUAAUGAUAGGAAUGAUGAAGUGUCAAUCUGCUUAUCUGAAGGAAGUUCACAAGAAGAAACCAGUGAAGUUAUUCAAAAUGAAGAAAUUGGUCACAAAGAAGAGGACCAAAAUACAUUAUCUGCAGAUAAUGUGAAAAUAGAAAUUAUAGAUGAUGAAGAAAGUGAUAUGAUUAGUAAUUCUGAAGUGGAUCAGAUGAGCUCUCUUUUGGAUUAUAAGAAUGAAGAAGUUAGGUUCAUUGAAAAUGAACUGGAGAAUCACAAACAGAAAUAUUUUGAACUACAGACAUUCACUAGGAGCUUGAUACUUGCUAUUAAAUCAGAUGAUAAAGAACAGCAGCAGGCACUGCUGUCAGAUUUACCUCCUGAAUUAGAAGAGAUGGAUUUCAAUCAUGUAUCUCCAGAGCCUGAUGAUACCUCAUUCAGCUUGUCGUCUUUAUCAGAGAAAAAUGCCUCAGACAGUUUGUGAUCUUUGGAGAAAAAUAAUAUAUAUAUAUAUAUAUAUAUAUACACACAAUCUUAGACUGCCUAACAGGUGUGCAUUUCAAGAUAACUGCAUUUUGUUACCUGAUAUCAUUCAGUCAACAAAAACCUGGGUUAACUAGGCAGACCUUGUUGAAGGUUGAAUGUGAUGUGAUAUGACUGCAACUUGUGGUGACAAGGAAUAUGGAACUUUGUUUUUGGCAAGUGAUAAAGCUACAUGGAAAAAGUUCUAGUUUUUAGCAUCACAGCCUUGAUUAAGGUCAUUUAUAAUUUUCCAGAAUAAUUCUUGCUUUGUAGCAAAAUCUAUUCUGAGCAGGGAUCCAAGAAUGGAAAAUAAAUUGCAGUUACACAGCCAGGUAACAUUUCAGCGUUGCUUGUCAUGUAAUAUUCACCAGUCCUGUUUGUGAUCAUUGCCUUUUCCCUUGCCCCUUCUAACUCAGGUAGGUGGACUGAAAAUUGGGAAUCCAGAUGGAAAAAUGAGCUUGUUAUGGGCAAAUGGGCAGAGUUGUUCUUGGACCCCUGAAAAAAUCUGAAUUAAAAGAUUAAACUAAGGUGCAUAUUGGUAUAUAAGUGCAACUUGUUGAGUCUCCCAUUAUCUCAUAAAAAUGUCUGAAAAACACUUGGAAGACGAAGUGAAUAAAUUUAAUUGGCUUCAAUAAAUUACUAAUGUACAGAAGCAGACCUAAAUGUUGUAAACCAUUAGGCUUUUACUGGAAACUCUUGAUUGCUGGAGAAGGCAACUGUUUCUGGUAUUCUUACUAUAGUGAUGGAAUUAGAUAAUGUUACACCAAUAUUUAGAGUUCUACAGUCAUAGUGAUGUUUUUAUUUCACUUCAUUUUAUAAAACCUGAACAGUAAAGGCUCUGGUUCAUGAAGAUUCAAGAAUCAGCUACAUGGAUUUUCUACAAACUAUACUCUAUUUCAUUGCAACAGUGCUGUCAGCCAAGGACAGUUUUCAUCCCGUCUCCCUCCGAAGCUGUUUUAGUGUUGGAAUCUGGGCCCCACAAAUUUCCUCAGCGUGAUUCAUUGACUAAUUAGCCCAAUUUAAUACAUUGUGUCAUUCCACCAGCAGACUCCAGAUGCUGACAAAGAAUAAAUUUAGCUGAAGUUUCUAAACUGUGUGCCUGAUAGCUUUAGCCACUCUCUGCUAACUUAUCCUUUCUCAGCGCUCAUUCAUACUAAAUCUCACAUCUCAUUUGAAUAAAUACAUUCACCCUGACACAUUCAAAUAAGUUCAGUAUGGUAAACAGUACUGCGGCAUACAGCUAGAACUUGGUAAUUUCUAGUCUGAAUCUUUACAAACUGGCCUCACUAAAACCUUAGGUCACACCAGCUUGAGAGCUAGAUUCUUUCACCCUUACGCUGAAUGGUACCUUAUUCUGUAGUAGUCCCACUGAAAUUAAUGAGACUAUUUACUGUAUAAUGGGAGUAAGGGUUGAACAAUCUGGUCUUUCUAAAUGAAAACAGUCUUAAAUGUCCAAAAAGGAAAAUCAAUGCAGAGCUUGCACCCUCUGUCCAUCUUCUCUCUUAAACUGAAUUCCUGUUCCUAGGUGUUCAACAAACUGCCGUCAGAACUUUUUCUGAGGGACAAAUGUAUUCUAUCAUAAAUAUGGUGUUAAUGUAUUAACUUCCUUCCAGCCCUAAAUCUGACAGUCAUUUCAACCCAGUACUGUGAGAAACAAUCACUGUACUGUAUUUAAAUAUAUUAUACAUUUAAUUUACAUUACUAUACACCCUAAGACAAUAGGUGUGAUUUAUGAUAGGUUUUCUGCUCUGGGUUAUUAACUGUACUUUCUCUAGAUAGGAAGAUCCAGCAACUGACAAUAAACCCUCAUGUUUUCAGGAAGCUUUACUGAAAAAAUUUAAAAUGUGGUGUCUGGCCCUCAUGCUCCAAAACUUGGACCUUAAUUCCCUGUUACUUCUUGACAUGUUAUGACAAAAGGCAGCAUCUUCUUAAAGCUAAUUCUUAAUUUUGUGGUCUAUGAAUCUUUUUGCAAUUUCACCUUUUACACUAGGUUUCAGAGUAGCAGCCGUGUUAGUCUGUAUCCGCAAAAAGAAAAGGAGUACUUGUGGCACCUUA